Messenger RNA from Caenorhabditis briggsae, 3006 nucleotides. RefSeq names its product Protein CBR-RLE-1 (gene Cbr-rle-1). Bases 1 to 3006 code for a protein of 1001 amino acids. The transcript has 6 exons. The record is from RefSeq and is a predicted model, not a curated record. Lineage: Eukaryota; Metazoa; Nematoda; Chromadorea; Rhabditida; Rhabditidae.
AUGGCACCAACGGGUCAAGGCGGGCAAUGGCAGGAAGUGCUGUGUUGUUCGGUUUGUAACAAACAUUUUAAUGAAUCAUUCCUCCCGGUGAGUUUGAUUUGCGGUCAUGUCAUAUGCCGCAAAUGUGCUGAGAAACCAGAAAGCCAAUUGAAACCAUGCCCCCAUGAUGAUUGGAAGACAACCAUUCCACCAUCAGAAUACCCCAACAACGUGGCGCUUCUAUCUGUCAUCUACCCUCGGAAACAAUGCAUGAUAUUUUCUGGAGCAAAUACUGACGAUGAAAAACGAAUCGAUCAUCUUUCCAUCCAGAUCGCCAAGUUUUUUAGAGAAGCUGAUAGUGAAAGAGGUGGAACUGUGUCCAGUAGAGAGAUAUCCCGAACACUUCAACGAAAAGUUCUGGCUCUACUUUGCUACCAAUGGCGGGAAAAUGAUGGUCGUCUGAAGACAUUCAAAAUGUGUCGAGGAAUUAGUGAACGAGUGAUGAUUGAAAUUAUUUUAUCGAUACAAAGCAACACGCAUGUCAGCAGCCAAUUAUGGUCAGCGGUGCGAGCUCGUGGUUGUCAGUUUCUCGGACCCGCGAUGCAAGAUGAUGUCCUUCGUCUGAUUCUGAUGACGUUGGAGACUGGAGAGUGUAUAGCUCGGAAGAAUCUUGUGAUGUACGUUGUGCAAACUCUUGCCUCUGACUAUCCCCAAGUAUCGAAAACUUGUGUUGGGCACGUGGUUCAACUUCUUUACCGUGCUUCGUGCUUCAAUGUUCUCAAACGAGAUGGAGAAUCGUCGUUGAUGCAGUUAAAAGAGGAAUUCAGAACUUAUGAUGCUUUGCGUAGAGAACAUGAUUCGCAAAUAGUGCAAAUAGCAUUCGAAUCAGGACUGCGUAUUGGUCCCGAUCAAUGGUCAGCUCUUCUGUAUGCAGAUCAGUCUCACCGUUCUCAUAUGCAAUCCAUUAUCGACAAGUUGCAGUCGCGGAAUACAUACCAACAAAGUGUCGAUGAGCUGAAAAUUCUUUUCAACUCACAAUCGCCGUUUGUACAAAUACCUGCAUACCGGAAUUUUCUGACUCAAGUGAUCCCUUGUCUGGAGUAUUUUGGAACAAUCGAUCAGGAAACCAUAACGAUGUCGAUUGUCGCUGAAAGUUUGUAUCAAAUCAAGAAGAUCCUUCGUCUCCACUGUUCGCACGAUGAUUUGAGAAGGAUGCCCAAGGAAGAACGAAGAGCAUUACUGACACAAGGAAUGAUGCCUCCUCCUCCGCCACUCUAUCCCCUCUACACUCAUCUUGAUGAAAAUGGGAGAUCUGUGAGCAGAACUGAAUUCAACAAACCCGUAGAAAAUGUCAGAGAGAAUACACCGUCCCAUACUCCACCGAAUUCCAAGCAGCCAACAACUUCACAGCAACAACAACCACAGCAACAAGGAGGACAGGGACAAUUCACGCCACGACAGAAACGGUAUCAAAUGGGAAUCCCACCAAACCGAAUGGGCUACGCUUCACAACAUCAUCAUUUCACCCCUGGACCACAACAGAUACCACAGCAAUACUAUAAUCCUCAACCAAUGCAACCACCACCAAUGCAAAGAGUUCGAGGACGACGAAUGAACGGAUUACCACCACCUCGUCCAGGAUGCAUGCCUAUGAUGUUUCCUUAUUCUCCAGAAAUGAUGCCUCCAGCUGGAGUACCACAGAAUGGGACGGUUCCUCUUAUGCAAACAGCUAACGUAGUGACCGCUGAUGGUACAGUAGUCAAUGGAACACCACAAAGGGUUAUGAUCAUGCAAUCACCUACUCAUAUGAAUCAGGGACCAGUUGUCAUGGUAAUUCGAAAAUAUAAUAGUCUGAAUGAUCAAGAAUUUGUUUUAGAUCCCGCCACAACAAAUGGGUCCUUCACAAACGCCGGUUCCAAUGGGUGCCAUGACUCCAUCAGUUCCUGUUCAAAUUCCUCCAGCCAUGUGGACUGCCACGUCACCAACUGGCAGUAUGAUCUUCCCGACGGCUUCACCACCUGGUCAACAUCCGCACACAAUUUGGAUGCAAACUUUCGGAAAAUGUAUACUCAUUUCAGUUUCAGAACCGACGGUAACAUGUUCCCUAUGUUUGACAGCGGAAAUUGUUGGGGAACAACUGGUGCUGAUGCUGAACAACUUCUGGCUAAAAGAAACGAGAUCUUGAAACGCUUGCAUACGUCUGAAGAAGACGAUGAGCCUGAAGACAGUGGCAUUGGACACGUUUCUUACACUGUCGCUUCUUCGGUUCUUGAUGACAGGUUUCAAACUCAAAAAUUCAAGUUCUACAUUACUUUUCAUUACAGAAUGGACCAUAUUCCAAUUCAAAUGAUACCUGUUCCAACCAUAGACCUUCCGCCCAUUCCAAUCAGUUUUGCCUCAAUGCCGAAUGAUGAAACCAUGACAAUGAUAGGGGAGAUGGUGCAACAAAAUCGUCCUCGUGCUCCGUCACUAACGAAUCAGACAACCGGACAACCGAUAAUUGCUGCUGUUGGUUCCGCGGCUCCUGCUACGGUCCAAUCUGAUUGUGGUACGAUGAGUGUGAUGGAUAGUAUUUGUAUGCCGAUUGCCACAUCGGUUAUUCAUACUUCAACUGGAAUUGCACAGCCCGUGAUGCCCAUGGUUCCUGUUGUUCCAGUCCAAGUUCCAGUUGUUCCAGCUGAGAGCUUCAAUCCAUCAGUACCACCACCACCUACUCCUGGACAACCAAUGCUUGUGGACACAGCAACUGGUUUGCUCACUCCAAUCAGACCAAUUCUCGUGCCUCAUCCACAAAAUGUUGUUUCGAAUUCCCUCGACAAAAUUGUGGAUGUCAAGGAGCGGCUCAGCGAAGCUCAAGGAAACGUCUCCGAAGCCGAAAACGCCCACCUUCGCAUGGAAUUGCGAAUGGCUGAAAGUGAAAUGGCUCAUCUCGACCCCUACACCAAGAAUAAUUGCUUGCUCCGCGAGCUUCAUCAAGUUGAUAUGGAACUUCAGCAGCUCCAUAUCAACCCAGCCGUCGAGGGAUAG